Rhodamnia argentea is the source of this 1412-nucleotide messenger RNA. Its product is annotated as protein MICROTUBULE BINDING PROTEIN 2C. The record is from RefSeq and is a predicted model, not a curated record. Gene Ontology annotation, molecular function: microtubule binding. Gene Ontology annotation, biological process: plasmodesmata-mediated intercellular transport. The coding region runs from base 170 to 1225 and encodes 351 amino acids. Lineage: Eukaryota; Viridiplantae; Streptophyta; Magnoliopsida; Myrtales; Myrtaceae. The transcript is spliced from 5 exons.
CUUCUUCUUCUUCUUCUUCUUCACACACUUCGCUACGGUUACACUGCAAAAUCGCCAAUUUCUCUCUCCUUUAUCUGCCCCCGGCAUUCUCCAUCUUCCUCCGUUCGAGCGACAAGAUUCUCUUUUUGCCUGUUCUUCCUCGCUCGGGUCUGAUCGAUCUUGGAAGAAGAUGUUCGAGGCACAGGGGUUCGUGGAUUUGGGCGAGAAUUCGGGUCUGGUGGGAGAUCCGAAACUGUGGCUUUCCGGGGACAUCAACUCGUCCUCCCCGACUCACCUCCCAGCUCACUCGGGCGCCGCUGCCGCCAAUGUCGACCGCGUCCUCUUCAAUGACCUCGUCGAGAUCGUCCCUCUCGUCCAGUCCCUCAUCGAUCGGAAACCGAGCAGUUCUUUCACACGACGGGGAUCCGUGGUAUAUACUAAGACGCCUUCCAGAGAAUCGCUGUCCAGAAAAGUAAAUGAACCAAAAGCUAGAAAUGCAGCUCAAUCCAUGCCUGCUAAAAAGGGAAGGGAUACUGGUGAUAAAGAACAAGGUAGGAAUGGCAGUGGCAACAAUCAAGAUGCUGACAACUUCUCAAUUUACUCCUCAAGAGGUUUGGCAGCAGAAAGAGAAGAGUUGGUGCUCUUAAAAGGACAAGUGGAAGAUCUUCAAAGGAAAUUACUGGAGAAAGAAGAACUUCUUAAAUCAGUGGAAGUUUCCAAGAACCAGAUAAAUUCUGUCCAUGCACAGGUUGAAGAGUUGAAGCAUGAGGCUUCACAAAAAGAUUCGUUUAUCAAGUCCAUCCAGAUACAGCUUUCUGAUGCAAAGAUUAAACUUGCAGAUAAGCAAGCUGCACUAGAAAAGACACAAUGGGAAGCCAUGUCAUCUGAAAAAAGAGUAGAAAAGCUCCAAGAGGAGCUUGAUGCCAUUCAGGGUGAUGUUUCAUUAAUCACGUCACUUUUUGAGGGUUUGACAGAGAAUGAUGCAACUCUAUAUAGCGGAGAUACUGACAUCACACCAUAUCGUGCAGAUGAUCUUCCUUGGAUGGAAGAUUUGGAUGUCACCAAGAUGCAGAAAAUGGAAGAAGCAAGACAAGCUUACAUCCUUGCCGUGGCUGCUGCAAAGGAAAAGCAAGACGAAGAAUCCUUGGCCCUUGCAGCCAAAGCCAGGUUGCAUCUGCAGUCAUUUGUUUUUAGAACUGACAAUAUCUGUGAUGACGAAUUUCAAUGUGGAUGGGAACAUGCUUAACACUGAGAUUCGACUUUCUUUUUUUGCUGCUUCGUGAAAGUAUCUCCGGGUGUCCGGGUGUUUGUAUUGGCUGUAUGCUUAUUGAUGCUAUGUACAUGUCAAUCGAUCCCUCAUUGUAAACCUCUACUGUAUGUAGUGUAAUGUUAUGUAACCUAUUUGUAUUAUUGAGAUUCGAAUUCCUAGAGCA